AUGUUUAGAAGCCUCCUUGGAACCCAGUCGAGCAGUCGAUCGUCUGGCUCUAGCCGCCACCGUCACCGUCGAGAUCGCGACGAGGACGACGACAGCCGUUCGAAAACUUCAUCACAUUCUCACCAUCAUAAAUCCUCACGCCAUCAUUCGUCUUCCUCGAAACACAAGUCCUCACGAAGUGACGAUCGUGAUGCGGACAAGUAUUCGAGCUCGAGACGGUCCUCGCGACGAUAUGAGGAUGAGGACGAUGGCGCGCGAUCCGUCGUUGCUGCCAGUGAGAUAGUGUCUGAAGCUCCGUCGCGGGCAUUGGACGGUGAGAGAGGUGUGAUUGGUGACGACCCUGACGAACAUUAUAGAGAACGAAGGUCACGCAGAAAACGUUAUGGUGAUGACGAUUCUGUGCUUGACGAAGACUUGCGAGACACACGACGUCGCGAGAGAGAUACACAUAUUCCCGAGGAACGGACAUACCGUGAUGAUGCCCCUUCCACGGUAGGGUCCGACCUACGAGACCCAUCCCGCCGUGAGGGAGAUACAUACCCGGGUGAACGACGACACCGGGGAGAUAUUUUCUCAACCAUGGAAACAGACACAGCAAAACGGGAGAACGACAGAUAUGAUGAUGACGACAGAAGGAGAUAUCGUCGACACGAAGAAACUAACCCUCACGACAGAUACGAACCUACACGCUCGGAACGGCGCAGCAGGACUCUAGACGACCGAGCUAUCUCUGACGACCAGCCUACCGAACCAGCUAUUCGCAGCCGAACAACUACUUCUGGCCCCCAGACUUCACGGUCCCCAUUAUACCCUACUGAUGGCAGCUAUCCGCUGCCUCCCACUUCUGGCCCUGGACCUAUGCCGCAACAAUCAUAUUACCCUCCCACAUCGGGUUCCUAUCCGCCUCCAGAGGACUCCCAUCAGCCGCCAAUGGUCGGCUCAGCUGCCGAAUACUAUGGAGACCAGGGCCAAUCUGUUCCUAACCAGCCUGGAUACACACCUAGUGCCAUAUUGCCUUCCCAUGUACCUGAAUAUGGACCCCCUCCAAUGCCACAGUAUGACCAGCAAGAAGCUGGUCCAUCUGGACCACCGCAACAUGGCACUGGUCCUGGUGUAAUGGAUGGUAUGGCUGCUGGAGCCGCUGGUUACGGCAUGGCCUCAGCCAUGGCAGGAGGAUUGCCGCACAGUGGCCCUUCUAACAUGUCACCUACCAUGCCGGGUAGCAUGCCGUCUGAUAUACCACCUAAUAAUGCUCAUUCCAAUGUGCUGCCCGGAAACUACGACGAAUCUCCGACUACUUAUGCGCCAUCAGAGUAUCCCGAAAAUCGCCCUCACCAUUCAUCCUCCCACGGUGGGCUUGCUGCACUUGGAGCGACAGCAGGCCUAGCAGCCGCAGCUGGCCUGGCAGCAAACGCGCACCACAAUUCACAUCACAACGCAUACGGCAACAGCCAGCAUAUAUCACAGUCUCAACACCAAGGUAUCGGUGGUUUCCAGCAGGGCACUCUGGCAUACCAUAAACGCCAUCAUGGACCUCUCCGAAAGUUUGUUGACUUUUGGCGAGACCCAGAAGGCGUGGCAUUAUACGAAGAGUACUCAGAGAUCACAGGAACUUGCAGAUACUGUUUCGAGCCAGGAACUACCUCUCGAGAUGCACCACGUAAACAUCGAUAUCGGCGCAGACCCUCCAAUGACAGCUUCGGCGGCAGGUCUAGAGUUGACAAGCUGAGUCGCUAUGGCUCCUCUGAGGAAGAUGGCCACCACAAGAGCUCGAACCGAAAAUCGUGGUUGGCUGCUGGCCUGGCUGCAUAUGUGGGCAAAACACUCUUUGAUAAGAGGAAGAAUGACCGUCGUGAUCGCUCUCCAUCCAUUCGUCGCACGAAAUCAUCUUCUUCUUCAAGUGUAGGAGGCCGGGGGCCUGCUUCGUAUGGACAGACUGCCAUAUCGGAACGCUCCUAUCCGCCAUCUACCAUAGGAGGUAGGCAGAGGUUUGGUAGGUACGAAUCUAAGAGUGAUGUUUCCAAGCCGUCCAUAUCGGGCCAUUUGAGAUCCAAGUCUGAAGGACAUCAACGGCGCGAUCGAUCAAGCUCUUCAUCCAGCGAUGGCAAAUCUAGCCAUGGGGUGAGGUCCGCUGCCAUCGCGGCUGGGGCGCUGGGUACAGCUGCGGCAGUAUCAUCAAUGAGCCACGGACGCAAGGGGAGAAAGGUGCGCGGUAACAGCAGAAGCAGAUCCCCUAGAAAGUUCCGUCGACGGUACUCUUCGUCAUCCAGCUCUUCAAUGGUCGAUAUCUCUCGCCCUCCGACUAAGAAGGGACUAGCAAGCUUUUCAACCUUCUUUACGGCGCCAUCAGAGAAAUCUCGAACCCGUAGGACCAGCCCUCGCAAAAGACAGAGGAACUUUUUCGGCCUUGGAUCAACUUACUCAUCAUCAGACGAUGCUGACCUUGCAUUCGGAUCCGGCUUUCUCAAAUCACGGGCUCCAAAAAAGGGCAAAGGCCGGAAGCGUGACGAGGAUAUUGAUGCGAAGCUUAUAGGCCUGGGUGCGACUGCUGCAGGACUUGCAGCCACAGCAUCAAUUGGGAAUAGACGACGGCAGCAAGGCCUCAUUGCAGUCAAGGAUCGAAAACCCAACAAUAGAAACCAGAUCGCUGCAGAUGACAACUGGGAAUCGGUAUCAGAUGAAUUUUCCUCAGCAGACUCCGGGCUCGCAUACGGAGGACCGUCAUCUCGCAGUCGAGACUCAUUCACGUCCGACUCCGGGGCUUCAAAAUGGCGAUGGCGAUGGGGGACUUCGAAAAAGAAGAGACGGCAAUCUCCAUCCUACCCGUACAAAAACAAUGCCAACGGGCGAGAUUCUCAAGCCUCAUACCCUCCACCAUCCAGCAGCUUUCCCAGCCUCCCUUCUAUGCAAAACAUCGAUCCUAUUCCGGCUCCCGAACAAUCAUUGGUACCUUUUCGCAAUGCACGUAAUUCCUCCACUGGUGGCCCGACAGAUUUAGACACGGCAAAGCCAAUGUACAUCUCCAACUCGGAAGCCACAGAAGUCGACCAGCCAAAGCCAGUAGUCCCCAUCCCUAGUCCUUUCUACUCUCAAAAGGAGCCUGAAGGUGAGAAGACCAAACAUGCCUUCAACGAAAUAGCACCGGCUGCGGCAGCCGCAGCAGCAGGUGCGGCAGUGAUAGGAACGGCGGAUGAAUAUUACAAUGAUCACCCCUUGAAGGACUCUGUGGGAAAUCUGCCAAUUGACGAACACCAAACCAAAGAUAUGCCUUUAACAUUAGUCCCGUCGCCUGGGAGUAACCAUGAACAUCACGAUGCUAAACUCCCCAAGGAUUCGGUCAGUAACAUAGGCGCGGAGCGCCAUCGACAAAAGCAAACAAUGCCAGCUCUACCCUCUUCGCUGCCGGGCAAAUAUGAUCAGGGGCCGGUGGUAGACCCAUCUGGGGACACGAGUGUCGUUAAGCCCAAGAAACCAAGGAGUUACUUCGAUGAUAGUGAUAUACCUGCAAAGAAGCCAGAACGCAGAAGGCGAGGCUCUUCUCCAGUCCUCGACAGCUACUACUCUUAUAUCACCGAGGUAGAGAUUCCUAAACGUAGCUCCACGGCCAAAGGUGUCCAAUUUGAAUUGACCAAGGAACAACAGGACAAGGAACAGCGCCAACUUGAAUUAGAAAGUGAAAAAGCCAGACCUUAUCAGCGAGCCGAAGAACCCAUGUCAGACCCAGAGAGCUGGAAACCCAAGCCUAAGCGCCUUCAUCGUAGCGAGGAAAGGGAUAUCUCUCCACCGCUACCUGCGGAAACGCUUGAGGAACCGCUUGAUGGAAAGGAUACUAGCUCAUGGGGUUUGCCUGCCAGAGUCACUAUUCCAGUCGUUGCUGGCGCUGCUACUGUAGCGGCUGGUCAUAUAUUGAAAGAUAAAAGGCGUGAAAAGGAAGAAUGCAGCAGCUAUCCUGAAUCUUCUGACGCCGGACCGUCAACCACAUCCAGAAAACGUUUUAAUUUACCUGGUGGUAUCAUUGAAGAGCCUCGAGAUAUAGCGGAGAAGCCGGUCCCCAACCCCAAAACCAAGCCAACUUACGAAAGCUAUGCGGACUACUUCGCUCCUCCUGAGCUUCGUAAAUCCGGUAGCGAGACUGUUCCUGAACCCACUCCAACAGCUCAACCGGGAGGCCCUAGAUUCCGUGUUAUUGAACCUCGUAGCGGUGGGCUUGACCGCGAACUUCUAAGGGAUGAACCAGUCAAAAGCACAAGUUUACCUUGGCCAGUUCCUCAUCUAAAUAUCAUCGAACCUACACCACCUCAUAGCCGGACUAGUUCUCUCUUGGGCGAUGCUAGUGAGCCAAAGGAACGUCGUGUUGCUGACCCUGUUGUCUAUGUUCCUGAAAUACCCACAGUUCAUCACGAUAAAGAUGACGCUACGGCAGACCGCGAUGCUCACGAAAUAGAACAACAUGCAGAUAUCGGCCAUACUGCAUCCUCUGGAAUUACUUUACAUGACGUCGCCGGAGCCGCGAAGAAACCAGACGAAAAAGAUUUCGAAAUUGCCCCCCCAGAGAGUGACUCCCGUGAACCCAGCUUUGAGGUGCCUUCGCCUCCUCACCAUAUGCCCGGUGAAUUCGACGACGAUAUAGAAUUCGCUGCCACCAUUGCCGCUGGUACUGCCAUGUCAGGGUUUGAUCCAUCUAUUGUCACAGGUAACCCGGCUUAUUAUUCUCGUGUCUCGCCUCCUGGGUCAGAGGGUGAGGGUGGCCUGGGCGGUAUUCACGGUCAAACCCCGGUAUCUCCUGCUCGUGGAUUUGGUGAACGGGAAUCACUACCACCAUCCAAUAAUGAUGCAAACCAAGGCUCUAAGUAUCAUGGCCCUCUUGAUCGAACCAUAGAUACUCCUAGUGGAAUAACACCGGGCAUUCUUCCUCGAGACAUGGAAACCACGCGGCCUGAUCCUUCCAGCCAUGGGAUGCCCGAAGAUACAACUGCCAAGCCCGGCAAGAAAAAUAAGAAGAAGCUGAAGGCUGCUAAAAAGAAGGGCAAGACCCCCGGUGAGGCACCACUUGAACCGGAUUGGGAAGAAGAGUCUGCCUAUACCCAACCGCAACCUACAGAAGUGCCUCGCGAAGUGGAAGUUGACCCUGUUGAUGAACCGACGCCUAUGAAUCGAGGCUUGUUUGACGAUGAAGAUAAGGCAGGCAAGGGUCUUCAUGACAUGGAUCUUAAGGGAGUGGUAGAUGAGCGCGAAGAAGUACCUGCGCACGAGCCUGAGAGAUGGCAAGAUGCUGAAGAGGACCUAACGCCUCCUACUGUGCCUUCGGCCUUUGAAGCAAACAGUGGUUAUGCCGCUCGCAAUGUUGAGGACCAUAAGCUAGAUAACGCACUUCGUACCUCCAUGCCGGGGAAUUUUGAUGACGUUCUGGCUGGGGACGGUACCGACAACCGAGGAGGUAUGUUUUUUACGCCUGAAAAGUCUCUGCCAACAGAAAAACCGGAGUUUACAGUCCCUGAAAAAUCCCAAAAAAUGUCUAAAGGGAAGAAAAAACGCCGAACCGCGGAUGAAACAGAGCCCUUCACAAGUGAGACUGCGGAACCCAGUACUCGUAGUGUCGAAAUAGAUGAACACCCUGAUCAUAAUGCUAAAGAUCCUGCCCUUGCCUCUCUACCAGAGAGUAGUGGAAGUCUGGAAAGGGGGUCAUCUAAAUCAAAACGCCGCUCACAUCAAUACAGUGAACUCAUCGAAUCCCAAUCUGAUGUUGCCUGGCCCUCGAAGCCUGAAGACGACGAUUCAUUGAUAAUUCCUCCCCGUGCUAAAUCAGAGACAGCAAAGGACUAUGCAAACAGCAACGAGAAGUCUCAAGAACUUUUUGGACUAAUCGGCUCUUCUGCUGAAAAGGAGGAACCUGUGCAAGAAAGGGAUCAAUCCCCUCCGCCAUCAGAAAUUUCAAGUUCAAAGAAGAAGUCGAAGAAAAAUCGCCGUGCUGAUGAUGAUGAAAUCAAAGCAGAUGAAAAUGAUUUACCUACCUCGCAAAAUAUUGAAUCAGUAAACCCAGAAGGCGCAGCUUAUGGCGAUCAACAAAGGCAGAAGAGUAAAGAUCGGAAAAAGAAUCGUAAAAGUCGAUAUGAGCAAAUAGUCGAAUCCGGGAAAGCAAGCAAUAAUGAAGACAAAAAUCUCCAUGAUAUCAGUAGUGCUAAACAACAAAUUGACGAAUCUUUGGAUAAGAGCCAAUCCCCAAGACCUUUUCUAGAAGAUAGCCCUGAAAUACCCUCCGUCCAUGAUAGUAUUUUGGGACAGGGUACAAAUAUCACAGUUGAAAAGGCCUUAGAUAACGUCCCAGCUCCCGUUUCAGCAUUUCCUCUGCAGCUAAACCUGCCAUCUCGUUGCCGAAGCCGCUCUGUUACCCCCUUGCCUGGUGAGAAGAUUGUCGAUUUGCCUACUCAGUCUCGUAGCAGGCCUUCAUCGCCAUCACGCUCACCACCUGAUACUGCAAAAAGGGUAUCCUGGCGCGGCUUCAAUUUUGGCGACCUCAACAGCUCCCCAACCGCAAUUCCAAUACAGCUUCGGCGGCCACCUUCGACCCCCGACAGGGCAACUCAUGACAGCCAGGUUUCCCCUAGCAGGCCUAGAUCUGGACAUAAACGGCCCAGGUCCACCGAGUUUAAGACGUCCCGUGAGUUUAGACCAUUAUGGCUUGUUGAACGGCACACCAGCAAAGCCGAACAUCCAGUGGAGGAGUCAUACCCAUCUCUACCCUCAAGUAAAUCUACGUCCCGAGUAUCAUCGGUUGAGAAUUUACGAGCCAAAGCUCUUGAUGGUGUAGAGUCCACGGAUUUAUUCUCAACCCCAAGACGCCGACCAUCGUUGCAAAUUGCGACUGACCACUCUUCUCAUGAGGUAGAUAUCCUAGGUUCUCAGCAAGCCACGCCGACCGCGCACGCGUUUAAACACCAAGAAAAGGGGAGAAAGGAGAAGCCGAAAUAUGAGUUCCAUUCCCCCUCUGAGCUUUUGCGGGAUCCGAUGCUUAACAUGGAGAUGUCCAAAUCUGCAUUGAACGAUGUACCACCGUCCCCAGAAGGUACUGUGAUUCACGAUGAUGAUAGGAAAAUGGGGUUGGACGAUAUAGAUUUACAGAACCUGCCACCUUUGCCUGAGUCGCCAAUCCAUGAAGACCUUCCUGUAUCGGGCGAGUUGGAUAGAGCCACCCCUGACACUGGUCAUGGUGCAUCAACAUCUUCAAAUAAUGAACGCGUUGUUGAGUUAGCAGAUGCAUCAAAAAAGCCAGCCGUAACAGUCUCUUCUGAGCAGCUCCCAUCACUUCCUGAUAGCCGUCCAUCCAGCCCCAGCGCUGGUAAGGAGGUGGAACAUGACGUAUUGGCAGAGGAUAUUGACCGUUCUUUGACUCCGCAACCGACUCAUCGUAGACUAGAUGAAGUUUCAAACGACAUUCCUAUGGAUAUUCCAGUUCCAGAUUCAGCCCCUGUUACGCCUACUCAGGGGUCGCCCACUUAUCGUGCCAGCGAGGCUAGUGAAUACGGAUCAGUCGAUGAAGACCACUUCGUGGAUGCCAGCAGUCAGGCACCUAUGAGCCCAUCAUAUCAGAGAGAUGUUGAUUCACCCACUACACCAACUCAUCCAGUGAUGGACUACCUGCCCCGUGAAGCAAAUGUCAUUAUCCCGUCCACUACUGAGUUGCCAGCUCCUGUUGUACCGGAGGCAGAGAAUAUCUCCAACGACACAGACGCCGAAUCUGUCAUGACUGUACAAAAGGAUGACUUAUUUGGAAAGGAACCCGAACUAGAUCCUAUGGCAGAAGAAACUCAAGAGCCUGAAGCCCCAGAGCCAUCAAAAUCUAAAAAUAACAAGAAAAAGAAAAAGAGAGAUAGUGAUACAGAGGCAAUUUCUACUGCACCGCCUACAGAGCUUGAUGUUCCUGCAGAUCCAAUUCCUGAACCUGCCCCCGAGCCUGAAACGGAGAGGGAGCCACUGAUAGAUAACUCAAUUGAUCCCAUAUCUUCCACAAUUACUGAUCAGGCCCCGGCCGAAGAAAUUACCAUUAGCGAAGAAAGCAAAGCGGAGUCCCUAAAACAGGAACCAGCGCCCGAACCUGCGGCUAAAUCUAAGGGUAAGAAGAGCAAAAGUAAAAAAGGGCGAAAGAAUAAAAUCGUGGCAGAUCCUGUUGAGGAGCCUAGGCAAAAGGCUGAUGAGCCUUCGGCUACCAUUCCUACUCCAUCAAAGGAAGAAACAGCAAUUAUUGAGGAUCGAGUUUCGGAAGCUCCCGCGAGCGAAACAGUUAAUAUUGAGCGGGAUGAUGCUGUGAUCAGCUCUGCCACUGACAUUCAUCCGCAAUCGCAACACGACAAUCAAGAUAUUGUGGAUGCUGUCCCUGAUAGCCUUGUGGAAGUAGCAAGAGGACUAGCAGAUGAUGAACCCGCUGGCUUAGUGAAUCCUCUGGAUAAACAAAACAGCCCUACUGAACCUCAGCCAGCCGAAAAGGAAGAAGGUGCUGGUGACCCGGAAUAUCCUACGGCUAGUGUUUCCGAGGAAGGUCAACAAGGUCAUCCACAGGAGAAUGAAGUAACCACUCAGCCUUUCUUUUCUGGUGAAGUUGACCCUGUUCCAAUGGAGGCUCUUCCGGAAGAUAUUCCUCUUCCCCCUUCGGAUCUCAAUGAAAUUGAUGCCCUCAAUCCUGCCCAGGAUCAGACACAGCCGGCAACGCAAGUUGAUGAUGGCACAAAAGAGCAAGCGAUACUUCUGCCUGGUAGUCCUCUGCAGAACCCACAGGAUUUACCGUUGCCAGAACCCAGCUUAGAUGAAGCUGAUAUUUUGGAAGAAUCGGGUGAAACAGAGACAAAGCAACCAAUGCUACGUGAUAAUAUGAAUAACACCUUACCUUCCAUCCAUCCGAAUGAUCUGGCGAUCGAAACUGAUGCACUUCAUGGGGCCACUGAUGUACGAGAGAUAGAACCGGGGAACGAAGAAUUGCUUGAUACCACUGCCAGCCCAAAGCCAGCUAUUGCCUCUCCUGUUGAUGAAGGUCUGCUCAUAGGCCAGGACACCCGUGAGUUACAAUCUCCUGCGACCACCGACGCUCCGGGCCACAGUGAGGUUUCGGAGGAUAAAACGAAUGAUGCAGCUGGUCCAGCUCCCAGCCCAACCAACCAAACAUACGAAAAGGGCGACCAAAGUGAUCCUGACGUGUUUUUCGAUACUGUUCAAGAUGUGAAUGCUCAUGCCAAGCAUGAAAAUCUAGAUGAGCUGGCGGGUAAGGAGCCGGAACCUACCUUUGCAGACAAACCUGAAGAAGUGGCGGAGUCUGAACCUAAGCAGAAGAAGAAGAAAGGUAAGAAGGGGAAAAAGGACCGUAAAAAUGCCAAUUCUCUUGAGAAUGAAGCAUCAACAUCCGUCGAACCAUCAGAAGUACCAGUGAGAUUUAAUGACGCUGAAGGGGCUCCGGCUGUCGCCUCGAAUGAAGAGAUUCCUGAACCACCGGCCAUUGAUGAACAACCACUUGAGGCGGAGGGAGCCAGGGAUUUACCCUUGUCAACAGCUGCAGGCGCUAAUGCGGCCGAAGCUGGAGAGAUAGCCAAUGAUAGUCCACCACAUAUUCCUGGUGACAGCAGCUCUCAAUUCGAUCAAUUCGAUGUGCGGUCAGCGUCGAAACAAUCCAAAAAGCAAAAGAAAAAGGACAAGAAAAAGCAAGCAUCUGCUGAUGCCCCGGGAGAAACCGUUCCUGAGGCAAGCACAGUCGAAGGGGACGUCGAAAAUAUUGCAUUGGAGGUUCAAGACAAAACAGCAGUUCCUAAAGAUAUUGGUGAAGACCAGCCGAUAGAUAAAGGGGAAAACGACCUUCCAGGUGUUGGCCCUGAUUCUGUGGAAGAGAAGUCAGAGGAUAUACCCGUCGACGUCUCAUUUGAGAAAGGAGAGCCGCUCAAAGAGGAUACAUUGCCAAUAGAUGCUGAGCGUGAAGACUCUGCUCAAUUGGAGAUAGAUGACGGAACCUCUGGCGAGAAAGAUUCAAAUAUCGUGAAGGGUGCCGAAGAAAGUGAAACCAUGCAAUUCAAAUCCCCUGUCGAUGAAUCAGGCCUGCAAGCAGAGAAAAUCCCCUCCACUGAAGAAGUUAUAAAGCCUGCCAAAUCCAAGAAGGAUAAGAAGGGGAAGAAGUCCAAAAAGAAUCGCGAAGCCCUGCCUGGGGAAAAUGAACCUGAGGGCGCAGAGCCAGCUAAGCCUGCCGAAGAGCAACCGCCCAAGGUUUUGGACAACGAGCCAUCCAUCACAGAUGACCUUCCCGCUGAAGAGCAGCCUUUGGAAUCCCAGGGAGACCGGUCGUUAAACGCUGAUAAUGCUCCAGCGGAAACUUCUGUCGAGAAACCAUUAACAGCUAAGGAAAAGAAGAAAAAGAAAAAGAACCGAGGAGCAUUAACUGCGGAUGAGGAAACCCAGCUUGCUGGGCCAUGCGCUACGCCUACUGCUCCUGAAGACGAUGCUGAGCCCGAGGAUACUGGUCUGCCGGAGGCCAAAGAUGAGGCUAAGGAUACUCAGCCUGCCGAGCACCUGGCCGAAGAACCAUCAAGCGUUGAUAAUUUGCCAACAGAACUAGAGCCUCUAGAAGCAUCUAGUGAACAGGUAGAAGGCGCUGAUGGUAUAUCGGCGGAACCGCAAACCCUGGAACAAGUGAGCGAACAUCCAUCAGGUGUAGAUGACUGGAAAACGGAGCCGCAGUAUUUGGAACCAUCAAAUGAGCUUGUAUCGGAUGAUGUAGAUAAGACGCCCAUGGAGUCUCAGCCCUUGGAAGCCUCUCAAAAUGAACAGGCACCAGAUGACGACAAAACGGUAACUGAACCCCAGCCCUUGGAACCAUCAAAUGAGCAGUCAUUACCUAUUGAUGACACCCUGGUUGAACCUCAACCUUCCCUACAUUUAACCGAGGAGCCACUAGAAAGUCCUAAAGAUCCACAGGCUUUGGAACCUUCGAUCGAGAAACCAGCAGACUCCUACAAUAUCUCAAAGGAGGCGUCUCUUGAUAAACCCUUGCCAGUAAAGGAGAAGAAAAAGAAAAAGAAGAAGAAUCGAUCUCAGUCAUUAGACGAUGGGUCUCAAGCUGUUGAAGCACCAGUUCCUCUUGAAGAGACACCGGCAGAGGAGCCUCAACAAGAUAAGCCCGCGGAGCUUGAGAAGGGCACACCCACAGGACCGCCGGAUGAUAAGCCCCCAGAACCCUCUGAAGCUAAAGCAGCAGAGGACCAACCGGAUGCUCCUGUAGAGCCCCUAGAAGACAAACUGCCAUCCAUUGACAAUGCAGUCGCGGAAAUUCCGGCUGAGGCGCCUUUAACAGCCAAGGAGAAGAGGAAAAAGAAAAAGAAAAAAGGCCAGUCGCUCUCUGUUGAUGAUGGGUCUCAAGCCAUAGAGACUCCGGAACCUCUUGAUAAUUCACCAGCGGGCCCUCUCGAGAAUAAACCGAUGGAAAGUGAGCGGGAUACGGAAUCCCAGGAACCUUUGUCCACCGAUAGGUUGCCCGAGCCUCGCCAAGGGGUGCCCUCAGAAUCACAGGAUAAUACGCCUCAUGCUACAGAAGUACCUUCUCAUAUUAAAGUUUCGCCAGCAGAAUCUCUUGAGGACAAUCCUUCCGAUUCUCAACCCUAUGAGGCCAUCGAACUCGGGGAGAUAAAGCAGGACCCUAACCUCCAUGAAUCUCAAGCGUAUGGGUCCGCCGAACUCGUGGAGGAAAAACAGCUAGAAACUCAGCAAAGCUUGGACUUGGAAACCAAGCAAGAUGAGCCCACCACGCUGGUUGAGGAUAAGCUGCCAGAAACACAUAAGAUUCAGGACUCCGCCCCUCAAGAGUACGAUCCUGCCCAACCUUUGGAUAACAAACAGUCAGAAUCUUAUCCAUUUGAACUCCAUGAGCCUAAGCCCAUCGAGUCUACAGGGGAAAGGCAGCCAGAAACCGACACUCCAGAGCCUCAGCCAAUCGAGCCUACGGAGGAAAAACAACCGGAACUUGCGGCUCCAGAGCUCCAGGAGAAUGGACCAGUCGAAUUUUCAGACGAGAAACAGUCGGGGCCUCAGGAGAAAGCUUUGGGAGAACAAGAGGAGGAACAGCCUGAACCGCAAGCAAAUAAAAGUUCAGAAACCCGGGAGCAUGAAUCCGCCGACCUUGUGGACGACAGCCAGCUAAAAUCUCAAGCUGAUGAACCCUCUGAAUCUUUAGAAGGAGAGCUAGUAGAGAAUUUAGAGGAUAAGGCAAUUGAUCCUGUAGACGACGCUCCCGCGGAACCGUCAACCAAUAUGGCUCCUUCACUGAAAGAAAAAAAGAAAAAGAAGAAAAAGAAAGGCCAAUCCAAAACUUUGGAGGAUGACAAACCCGAGGCGGUAGAUACACCAACUCCCGUUGAAGAGCCCCCUACUGGUUCUAUGGAUGAUCAGUCCACGCUGGAAACGCCAACCGCAAAGCCUCUUACAGCCAAAGAAAAGAAAAAGCAGAAGAAACGUGAAAAACAAUUAUCUUUGUCUGAGGAAUCCCAGUCCAUAACAACGUCUGAUGCUCCUAAAACAUCUCCUAUUGAAACCCCAAAGGACCAAGCCUUGGAAAUAGAUACCCAUUCCGUGGAGAAUCCUGUUGAAGAGCCUUCUAUAGAGAAAGAAGCGGAAAUGAACCAGGAUCCACUGCCCUUGGAAGAUGUAUCUGAGCCUAAAGAGGCAGUGCAUCCCUCGGAAAGCCUCCCUGUGGAAUCUUUGGGCGAAGAGGCUGUGGGAAUCGAUACCGUCAUGGAAGAACCAUCUCCGGAAACUCCUCUGUCGGCUAAGGAAAAGAAAAAGAAGAAGAAGAAGAACGAGAAAAAGCCAGCGCCUUUGGAACAUGAGCCUGAGCCGUCUAAAGAGGUUCCACCGCCCUCUGAAAGCAUUCUCGACGAGGCAUUUGGUACUGAUUCCAUAUCGGUCGAAACUUCUACAGAAAAACCUCUGUCAGCUAAGGAGAAAAAAAAGAAAAAGAGAAACCAAGAGCCUCAACCUUGGGAAAGUGAAUCUCAGCCUGUGAAAGCGCCUCUUGAUCCAGAUAAUAUAGAUGUGACACCCUUGAGCCAGGAGGCCUCAGGCGUUGAUAACGCUUCGGCGGAGACCCCUUUCGAGCAACCUUUGACAGCGAAGGAGAAGAAGAAGGCAAAAAAGGGCAAAAAAUUAAAGCAACCGAUGGACUGGACAGAGGAGGUUCCCCAAGACACCGAAAUAUCGGGUGAAAAAACCCAGCCAGAGAUCCCCAUUCCAACCGGAGGUGCUGUCGCGCCGGAGCCCAUGUCUUCUUCUAUUGAACCUGUGCAAGAAGAUAUUGAAAAACAACCUGAAGAUCAAGUGGGACCGUCAAUUGAGCCCAGUUCGAUCAGCCAAGGUACUGCUGAUAUAGACAUCGACCAAGGAGAUUCUACAACAGUAACUGGUCCCGAAGGAGCCGGUGGUGAAAAUAAAAUUAGCAAUCCAGACGAGGACGGUAAAGAUUUUCAACUCUCUAUAUCUAAGAAGAGCAAAAGUAAGAAAAAGGCUAAAGAUUCUGGUUGGACUGAUGUAAUUCCGCCUACGCAGGUUGAUAAUGGGCCUGCAAUCCCUCCUACGGAGUUUGAGUCUCAGCAACGAUCGUUAUUUAUUAAUGAAGAACCUCCCAAAGAAUUUGAUGCCACGCCCGAUGCCACGGAUGCUUUAUUACGAAAUGACGCCUCAAACAAUCCCCCCGAUGCCACCGAAUUAGACCUGGCCGUAUCGAAGCCCAAGCCAUCAGACCGCCCGACCGAUGUUGAUGUUUACCCCGAGGAUAUGAUAGCCACUGCUGAGGAACCAGUAUCAGCUCCCAUUGAUGAAACUGCCAAUCCCGAAUUAAUUCCUCUCCCGGAAUCAAUGGAAACGGACACAGAACAAAUUGUGCCCCCGGGGGAAACAGGUCAAGAAGGUAUUGAAACACCCAAGGAGGUCGAGUGCACUGGACCGGGGCAAUCUCUUGAUGACCAAAAUAAGGAACAUAUCCAAGAGAGCGCCGCUGAGAAUCCUGCCGAACCACUACCUAAUGAGAGUAAAGACUUAUCACCAAUUGGUCUAGGGGAUGCACUUAACGAAUCUUCAGUUCCUGAGCCGCAAGAUCAAUCAAUAUCAAUUCCCCUACCGCCUACGUUGCCUACAGAACAAGAAUUGGAGGACAAUCCUGAAGCCUUAACUGGGGCAAAGGGUUUAGUGGAAGAGACGUGUCCCGAAUCCAUCAUUCAGCGGGAAACCCAGGAAAUGCAGAAUGAAACCCCUACCUCAACUUCUGAGACAAUUUAUUUCGCUAGUUCAACGAAACCUUACGAACAACAGUCUACCGAACUCCCACAGGCUGCGAGAAUAGAUAUAGUUCUUGAUACUGCAGAUGAGCCCCCAACAGAAGUUCCAAAUACUGAAGCCGAUUUACCUCUUGACCCUACUGAAAAUCCAAUACCUAAUGUUCAUGAUUCUUCGGCCGCUCCUUUAGAUGGCCACUUGAUUGGAGAUGCCCCAAUCAGCUCUGCACCCGAGCCUGAAAUGGUAAUUGAUGAACUACCAACUCAACAUGUAGGCAAGAGCUCCAAAAAAGAGAAGAAGAAGAAGAAGAAGGAUGUGGUCCUUGAGCAAGAACCUGAAGUUGGUCCUGAAGCACCGGAGGGUAAUGUGAUAAAUUUACCUGAAGAACAUAACGCCCCAGAACCCGCCGCUGCUGAAACGGAGGAGAAACCGCUUCGUGCGCUUUCGAAAAAGGAGCAGAAAGCUGCCAAGAAGAAGGCUCGGAAAGCUGCAAUUGACGUCCUUGAAGAGGAUUUGGGGAAGGGUACCGAGGAACCCAGUCCAAUCCCGGGCGUGCUAGAUGCCACGGCUGGUAUGGUUGAAGAUAUAAAUAUCGACAGAUCCGUUGAUGCCCAAAUCACUGAAAAGCCAGAUGAAGCUGCUACCGGGGAAGAAUAUGAAAUGGAAGAACGACCCAUUUCGACGGUCGUGGCAGCUGAUUCUAUCGAAAGAGAUAUUCCCUCUCUGCCUACCUCAACCUCACAAGAAAAUAGCUCUGCCCUGCCUGAAGCUCCCGUUGUGACGGCUACAACCAAGGACCAAGCCGCCUGGGGAGAAGUCUCUGGCUCAACGAAGAAAUCGAAGAAACAGAAGAAGCGCGGUAAAGGUAUGGUAGCUGCGUCUACUGAUCCCGGUGCUGACGACGAUAUGAAGGAGAUUGAGCUGGGAAAAGAAGAGAAUAAAGAAGAAAUUGUUCUGGAACCAACAGUACCGGAACAAUCUUCGAAGAAAAAUAAGAAAAAGAAAAAGAAAAACAUCGGCAGCCUGGAUGGUGAAGCUAAAAGCUCCGCUGCGGAAGAAAAGAAGGACACCGAGAAGCCUGUCGAGUCUCCCGUCUGUCCUGAAGUUGACAUGUCUGUUGCUGGCGAGGAUGCAGCCCAAAAAGAGGACGAGGUUGACAACGAACGAGAGGUGGACACGGCAUCAUUGGAUCUCCAGCUUUCCGGUGACCAUGAAGUCACCAACGAUACCCCGGAGAUCCAGCAGUCAGAGCUUCCCGACUCUAUGACGGCUGAUAUCGGAGACUUCAGCGAAGACACGAUGCCCAAGGGUGAGCAGAACUUAGAAGAUAAACCAGUGGAAAUGGCCCCUGAGGAAACUGAACUAGCCCUUGAGACGGUCGACCCGGGGAAGCUGAAGGAUACGAAUGAUUUUCGCCCAGUCGUGGAAGACAGCCAAGCGACGCCCGAAACUAACAAUACUCCCAAAGAGCCGCAUAAUGAACCGGAAGAAGUAAGACGUGAACCAGAUCAAGUUGCCUUUUCUGGCGAUGCCACCCAGACUGAAGUUGUUCCCGAGAAGAGCGAGGAUAUAUCUGAAUUUGUACCAGAUUCAGCUAUGGAUAUUGACGAUGCCCCCAAAGAUCCAUCGCAAGACCACGGUGUAGUAAUGGAAGAUAGUACUAGAGAUAUAUCUAUGGAGGAUUCAAUCACACCACCCCCCAAACAGACGACAGCCGAUGCUUCUGAAUCUAACGAUCUGGCACCAGUUUUUCCAGUAGAUGCUACCCAGCCCGUGGAAUUUGGCCCAGCGAAAGAACAACGGACUGAAGAUGUGUCAAUAGGAAACGAGCCUGGCCCAGAACCGACAGCGAAGACAGAAAUGGAGACACCUACGGAGGUCCCAAUAGGCUCAACACAAGAGGAAGAAACUUCGUCAAAGGAAGCCAAGGGGAGGAAAGGGAAAAAGGGCAAGAAGUCAAAAGGCAAGGGCAAGGACAUAGAGGAAGACAAGAGUGAGACCCCUUUGCUUCAAAUGGAGGAGUUUCAAGACCCAUCAAAUGUGAGGCCUCAAGAUGUAGCCGAACGGGCGGAGCCAAGUCCUGAGUUUCUCUCAAAGCAACUAGAAGUGGAAGACGUUCCUAUACCAACGACGAGUGAAAUAGGGGAAAGGGCCAAGGCCAAAGGUCGUGCGGUUGGUGAUAUUGAAUGGACUGGAUCUGCAGGACAAGACAGUCAGGAGAUAACAAGUGCUCAGGGUGCACAUGAAAACCUCCUGGACAAGCCUGAAAUUGUGCCAGAAGAACCUCCUCAGGAAGCCGAAGAUGCCCUCCCAGCAACCAGCAAGAAAUCCAAAGACAAGAAGAAGGACAAAACAAUUGCUGUAGAAACAGAACAACCACAAGAUUUGCCGCUCCCCCUAACUUCUGUUGAACCUGAGGCUCCAAUCGAAACCAUGGAACCCGUUACAGAGGCCCCAAAGGACAAAAUGCCUGAACAAGAGGAAUUCCUCCCGAAUGUUACGAAGAGGAAAGGGAAGAAGAAGUCCAAAGAUAAGGGUAAACGUCUAGAGCCUUCUGUGGUAACGGAAAAAAGUCCCCCGGAUGCGUCUCGUGAGCCACCUGUUGAGCCGGAGGAACCAGUCAAAUCCGAUGAUCCUACUCUUGCUGUCCCAAAAGAACCACAGAGCGGGCCGGAGGAUGAUUUACCGGCGUUGGUCGUGAGCAAACGGGUGAAUAAGAACAAACGAAAGAACAAAGCACAGGUUCUCGAGUGUCCCAGCCCGGAUAACACAGAAGCCCAGUUACCAACCCCCCAACCUGAACCCGUAACUGAAGCAGCCGUGGAAACCUCGGAAGUGCCCGACUGGUCGCAGCAACAUGAAUUUUCCCUUGGAGAUAUCAGCUCUUCAGCCAGAGAAGAAAUAACAACCACCAGGGACCUCGAUACACCAGUACAGGGCCCCUCUGGUACCGAAAGGGAGCUUAACAAGCCAACCAAGGACGUUGAAAUGCAAGACAGGUCAAUUGAUGAGGCCGAAGCAAUGGCACCGACUCCCAAGUGUCCAGACAAUGAUGACCCUUUCUCGGUUGAGUCAAGUACCAAGGAACGGUCCUCAUCCAUCCUCUUUCACUCAUCACCGUCGACCCGGGACAUCGGCUACAUGACCACCCCAGCUCGUCAUGUAAUGGAGGAUGAGGAACCCGAAGAGCGGCCAUCCACGCCUACACCGAGCCGAUGGUACAAGCCCAUUGAGACUGACGAUAAGCCUCUUGAUGAUGUUGCCACCCACCAUGCACUCCUCCCUACCCCUGAGAAGGAAACGAUAGAACCAGCCAUGGCUGAAGGCACCACAUCCAAGUCCCCUGAGCAAGCCAGACCUCCUUUGGAACCACCAUCUCUCUUUGGAGGCCCCUAUGGGCUCGCUGAACGAGGGAGAUCCGCCUCCAGAUCCGCCUCUCCGCCCAAGACUCCCCUAGGAACGAUCAAGGAACACUCCACCAUCUCUCCGCCAUACGCAAACCCGCCUUCUCCAGCCUUCCCCCAGCCGACCCCAGACACCGCCACCACCGUCCGCGGCCCCGAGAAGAAGAAACCGGCCCAGCAACCGGCCAGGACGGCGUCUGAUGUCGAUAUCAUCCGCAGCCCAGAAUCGACACCACCAAAACUUCUACGUCGAGUUAAAAGCAGCCGCAGCACGGACCUUAAAGCGGCGAGCCAACGUGACCUUCGGCGCGGAAGAACUCGAACUCCGUCCCCCAGCCUCCAACAAGCCGAAGAAGAAGAAGAAGCGCGACAACUUCCAUCGUCUUCAACCUACGAUCCGGUCACAGACAAGGGCAAAGCGCCGCUGCGAGGCAUGGCCGCCGACGUUUAUGAAGGAUGGGGCGAUGUCCAGGGCGCCCCGCCGCUGUCGCCUACUCGCCCGCCCAGUGUGCGCCGCCGUCGCAGUCUACAGCGCCUCCAGGAGCUCGAAACCCGUCUCGACCAGCUCGUAUCUGAGAACCGUCUGCUUGGCUCCUCGAAAGCUGCUGCCGAAAGAGCAAUUGAGAGCCAUGCUGUCGCCCAGCGGCAGCAUGCCCGCGCAUUAGAAGCACGUGACCAGACCAUACAGAACAAGGAGCUGGAGAUACAGCAGCUACAGAAAUCGUCAGACUGGCUGAAGAAAGAGAUUGCCAGGCUGACGGAGGUCAAUGAAGGCCUUGCUGCUGCCAACGCCAGCUACGCAGCCUCUCGCGGACUUGAUGGCGGCGACAGCUCAAACUACAAGAAGGAAUGGGAGAAAUCGCAGCAGGAGCUGGAGAAGGUUCGAGCGCAGUACGCCCAGCUAUCCUCAGGUCUGGAGCAGAUGGUCAAGCACGAAGUCGGCACUGCGCUGGCCGAUAAGGAUGCCGAGAUACAGUUACUGCGCGACAACCUAGCAGAUGCGCAGCACAAGAUCAAAGAGCUCCAGCAGCAGAUCCAAGCCGCCUCCAAAGACGACAUUCUCGUCUUCCAUGAUGAAGAUUAUUUUGAUAACGCCUGCCAGAAACUAUGCCAACACGUCCAGCAAUGGGUCCUGAGAUUCUCUAAAUUUUCUGAUAUGCGCGUAUGCCGCACAACCGGUGUGCUCCGCGACGAGAAGAUUGUUGACCGGUUUGAGAAUGCAAUCCUAGAUGGAACUGAUGUUGACACAUACCUCUCUGAUCGUGUGAGACGAAGGGACGUUUUCAUGUCGGUUGCGAUGACGAUGAUGUGGGAAUACAUAUUCACCCGCUACCUAUUCGGGAUGGACCGAGAGCAACGACAAAAGCUCAAGACACUCGAAAAGCACCUGGCUGAAGUUGGCCCGCCAAACGCAGUCCAUAAAUGGAGAGCCACUACUUUAACCCUUCUUUCCAAACGUCCAUCCUUCAAAGAACUACGCGCGCAAGAUACGGAGGCUGUCGUUCAGGAAAUCUACCGUACCCUCUCAAAGCUACUUCCUCCUCCUCAUGAACUAGAGAAAACCGUGCUUGACUCUCUUCGGAAUGUGAUGCGGUCCGCAGUCGACCUUUCAAUCAAGAUGCGCACCCAACGUGCAGAGUACAUAAUGUUGCCUCCCUUACAGCCUGAAUAUGACACCAAUGGCGAAUUGCUCAGGAAAGUCUACUUUAACGCCGCACUUAUGAACGAACGCAGCGGUGAGACUACCUCAAAUGAAGAGCUUGAGGCGCAACGGGCAGUCGUCCGCAUGGUUCUCUUCCCUUUGGUUGUCAAGAAGGGCAGCGAUGAGGGCGAUGGUGACGAAGAGAUAGUUGUUUGUCCUGCCCAAGUCCUCGUCGCUAGGCCUCCAAAAGAUAGGAAAUCGUCCAAGGGGCUAAGCGCUGAUAGACAGAGCGUUAGAUCCGUUCAAAGUUUCCCGUCCAUCAGUAUGGACCCGAGCAACCCGAGCAACAUAGUAUGAGGCGUCACACUC
Microsporum canis CBS 113480 is the source of this 19704-nucleotide messenger RNA. RefSeq lists its product as hypothetical. The coding region runs from base 1 to 19692 and encodes 6563 amino acids. The record is from RefSeq and is a predicted model, not a curated record. The transcript has 4 exons. Lineage: Eukaryota; Fungi; Ascomycota; Eurotiomycetes; Onygenales; Arthrodermataceae.